Molecule: messenger RNA, 2500 nt
Organism: Drosophila navojoa
Lineage: Eukaryota; Metazoa; Arthropoda; Insecta; Diptera; Drosophilidae
Gene: mAcon2
Product: Mitochondrial aconitase 2
Biological process (GO): tricarboxylic acid cycle
Cellular component (GO): mitochondrion; cytosol
Molecular function (GO): 4 iron, 4 sulfur cluster binding; aconitate hydratase activity
Source: RefSeq, a predicted model, not a curated record
UCUGUAUAUAUAUUUUGCCAUAAACCGUAUCAUCGCUAGAGGAUCGAUCAUGUCGAAGCGCAUGCUGGCCCGCACAGCUGAGAGGCUGCGCAAGCUGUGCAGGAGGGCGGUGAAGCCGUUGACCAAUCAAUGGAACGUUUCGAUGAGCUCCAAGUCCGCCAUUGUGGCGAUGUCAAAGUUUGAGCCGGACACGCCGCUGCCCUAUAAGCUGCUCAGCGAGCGGGUGGACUGCGUCAUAAAUCGGCUCAAGCGCCCGCUGACGCUGUCGGAGAAGGUGCUCUACUCGCACCUGGACAGUGCCGGCGAUCAGGAUAUCAAGCGCGGCGAGUCCUAUCUGCUGCUUCGUCCGGAUCGUGUGGCCAUGCAGGAUGCCACCGCCCAAAUGGCACUGCUGCAGUUCAUUUCGUCCGGCCUGAGCAAGGUGGCCGUGCCCUCGACGGUGCACUGCGACCACUUGAUCGAGGCGCAGGUGUGCGGCGAGCAGGACCUGAAGCGCGCCAAGGACCUGAACAAGGAGGUGUAUGACUUCCUGGCCUCCACCAGCGCCAAGUACGGCCUGGGCUUCUGGAAGCCCGGCAGCGGCAUCAUUCACCAAAUCAUACUCGAGAACUACGCCUUCCCGGGCCUGCUCAUGAUCGGCACCGACUCCCACACGCCCAACGGCGGCGGCCUGGGCGGACUGUGCAUUGGCGUGGGCGGUGCGGACGCCGUCGAUGUUAUGGCGGGCAUGCCCUGGGAGCUGAAGUGUCCCAAUGUGAUCGGCGUCGAGCUGACCGGCAAAAUCAACGGGUGGACCUCGGCGAAGGACGUCAUCCUCAAGGUGGCCGACAUCCUGACCGUCAAGGGCGGCACUGGCGCCAUCAUUGAGUACCACGGCCCAGGCGUCGAUUCCAUCUCCUGCACCGGGCAGGCGACCAUCUGCAACAUGGGAGCUGAGAUCGGGGCAACUACUUCGCUCUUUCCCCUAAAUGAGCGCAUGAUCGCCUAUUUGUGCGCCACGGGGCGGGGCAACAUCGCUGAGGAGGCCACCAAGUACAAGGAGAAGCUCUUGACGCCAGACAAGGACUGCAAGUACGACAAGCUAAUCAAGAUCAAUCUGGACGAGCUGGAGCCGCUGGUGAACGGGCCGUACACGCCUGACUUGGCGCACCCGAUAAGCAAGCUGGGCGAGAACUCCAAGAAGAACGGCUAUCCCAUGGAGAUCAAAGUGGGCCUGAUUGGAUCGUGCACGAACUCGUCGUACGAGGACAUGGGUCGCUGUGUCAGCAUCGCAAAGGACGCCCUCAGUCAUGGCCUCACGUCCAAGGUACCCUUCAAUGUCACGCCCGGAUCUGAGCAAAUCCGAGCGACCAUUGACCGGGACGGCAUGAUCGAAACAUUCAACAAAUUCGGCGCCACGGUGCUGGCCAAUGCCUGCGGCCCUUGCAUCGGCCAGUGGGACCGCAAGGAUGUGAAGAAGGGGGAGAAGAACACCAUCGUCACCUCGUACAAUCGCAACUUCACGGGACGCAACGAUGCCAAUCCGGCGACGCACUGCUUUGUGACCAGCCCAGAGAUGGUGACAGCGCUAUCCAUUGCUGGGCGGCUGGACUUCAAUCCACUGAAGGACGAGCUGAAGGACUCCAAGGGAAAGGGCUUCAAGCUGAAGGCACCUCAGGGCGAGGAGCUGCCCUCGAAGGGCUUCGAUCCCGGCCAAGACACCUACGCCGCCCCGCCGCCUGACGGCAGCAAGGUGAAGGUGGCCGUAGAUCCCAAGUCGAAGCGCCUGCAGAUCCUGGAGCCCUUCGCGAAGUGGGACGGAAAGGACUACAUCGAUCUGACCGUGCUCAUCAAGGUCAAGGGCAAGUGCACCACGGAUCACAUUUCCGCUGCCGGGCCCUGGCUCAAGUAUCGCGGUCACUUGGACAACAUCUCCAACAACAUGUUCAUUGGGGCCGUCAAUGCCGAGAACAACGAGAUGAACAAGAUCAAGAACCAGCGCACCAACGAAUUCGGCGGCGUGCCAGAUGUGGCCCGCGACUACAAGGCCAACAAGGUCAAGUGGGUGGCCGUGGGCGAGGACAACUAUGGCGAGGGCUCCUCCCGCGAGCAUGCCGCCCUCGAGCCACGCCACCUGGGCGGGGUGGCCAUCAUAGUGAAGUCGUUUGCCCGCAUCCACGAGACGAACCUGAAGAAGCAGGGCCUGCUGGCGCUCACCUUCGCCAAUCCCAGCGACUACGACAAGAUCCAGCCCACCAGCAAAAUAUCGCUGCUCAAUCUGAAGGACAUGGCUCCCGGCAAGCCCAUCGAGUGCGAGAUCAAGAACGGCGGCAGCGGCGACAAGAUCCAGCUCAACCACACCUUCAACGCCGAGCAAAUUGAGUGGUUCAAGGCUGGCAGCGCCCUAAACCGCAUGAAAGAGAAAAUGAAGUAGAUAACAUUGGAGUACAAAGAUUUAAGUAUCUGUUUGUGUGUUUUAAAGCCAAAGCAAUAAAUUGGACCGUAAUCGUGCAUUUAAUAA